Molecule: messenger RNA, 2290 nt
Organism: Ceratosolen solmsi marchali
Lineage: Eukaryota; Metazoa; Arthropoda; Insecta; Hymenoptera; Agaonidae
Product: sarcomere length short
Exons: 9
Coding region: 418-2280 (620 amino acids)
Molecular function (GO): actin binding
Source: RefSeq, a predicted model, not a curated record
UGACAUUUGUACAUUUCGGUUACAAAAAAUGCUUUGAAAAUUUUUCAAAAAUUCAUUGAAAUAAAAAUAUUGAUCAUUUCUAUGCGAUAAAUUUUUUUAUUCAUUCUGAGACUUGUGACAAGAAAAUCGGAGCAAUUAUUUAGGUCAUGAAUAUCACCCACACCCCUAAUAUCUAUCCCACUCUCAAUAAUUGAACUUUUCGUCGUCCAGGAGCACGAGUGCUGAGUUGUCUACGCACUUGUACAGUCAGAUUCAUACGGAUUGAGAUAUUACCCAAAAACAAAAAAGUAAGAUGCAUAGUAAUAGCGAUUUAUUUGCUUUUGUGUAGUGCUAAUUAAGAAUAAUAAGUGUAGUGCAGCUGCCAUCCAUGUAAUCUGUAGAUAACAAAAAUUACAAAGAAAAUUAAAUCAGAUAAUAAUGCCUGGUACAGAUGGUCAAAAACCUCAACGAACAACAUUUAGGCCACCCUGGGUAAAAGAUGGACCUCCACCAAUACCAUUACCCACUACGCCAUGGAAUUUAAACUCGCAAAAAGACUCGAAAGAUGUGGUGGAUAAUACACAAGCUUUUACAAAGGUUACGCUUAACCCGAAAGGCGGUAAAAAUACAGAUCAAUCACUGAAAUUAGCUCAUUCGAAAGUUCAAGAAAAUGGCGGAGUAGAGACAAAUUCGCGACCGCAUCUUGAACGUCAAUUGCAUUUGGAAGAAUCUAAAUGUCAUAGCGAAAAAACUCUUCCCAAGAGUGAGAAUACAAUUGGAGCAGCAACAAUUUUGAGAGCAAAUUUAACACCGCCUCCGCCACCUAGGCCUCCACCACCUCCUUUGUCAAGGACAAUUUUGAAAGAUAUAAAGCCUUUAACUAAAAAACAACAAAAAACUAUAGAAAUGCUUAAGUCGAGACCGAGAAAACGUCCGGAUUGGGCUUGUAUGAUGAAAGAGGUAGAAAGUGGCAAGAAACUACGUCACGUCAUUUGUAACGAUAGAAGUGCACCCCUAAUUGAAAGAGUCAUUACUAAAGUUACGGCUGAUCCAGAAGGAGAUGCGCAUUUUGUCUUUGACUCUGAAAAAUUAAAUGUGCACAAUAAACUGCUUAAGCAAAUUCAAGAAGGUGUUAAACUGAAAAGUGUAAAAACAAAUGAUAGAUCAAAACCAGUAUUAGAAGGUCUGAGAAAAUUUCGUAGACAAUUAACUAUAGAAGAACAAUUACAAAAAGCAGAGCAUGCCCCAGUCGACGAAGUUGUACCUGAUGAAAUGGACGAUAUCGAUGCUGUUCGUGAUGAUCUUCAGAGUACAAAACAAAUGUUAGCAUUGGAACUCAGAAAUAAAGAAGCCUUGGAAAGAGAAAAUAAGAGGCUGCAGGCAAAGAUUCUUAAUCUUGAAGUGGAACUUGAACGUGAAAAUUCCCAAAAAUCUGUUAAGCAGAAAAAAUUACAAGAUCAAAAACUAACUGAUUCAUUAAAAAGAGAAGUUGAACAAGCAAGAAAAGAUGCAGAGAGAUUAGAAAAAAAUUUUGCUAAUAUCGCUGAGGAAAAGGAUAAAGCUAAAAAUGAACUAGAAGAAAUGAAAAGAAUGUAUGCUAAUCUAGAAAAGCGCAUGAAAGCCGGAAUGGCCCUUGGAGGAUGUCCAAGUGCUAAGGACAUAGCCAAAAUUGCUUCACAGAAAAGUAUGGAUAGACCAGAACAUGAUGAAAGUGAAACAAAUGAUAAUGAUACGUCGGAAGAAGAAAGUGAAGAAGAUGAUCCACAAAUCGCAGAAGAAAAACGACAGCAAAAAGAAAUUAAACAAAUGAAAACAAAAAUAAAAAACUUCAGGGAUAAAACAAUGAACUCAAAGAAAGACAGACAAACUUUAAAAGAGCAAAUUAAGCAACAAUUAAAAUUACUAAAAGAAGAAAAGAAAAAAUAUAAGUAUUUACAAAGGGAAGUUGAUAAAAUGGCAAAACUAAUGGGAGAAACAGAAGAUGAUGAUGACAAUUAUGACAAUAACGAGAAGAAUGAGGAAGAAGAUGAAAAAACAGAAUCUGAAGAAGAAUCUGAAUCUGAAGACUCUGAAGAAGAUGAAUACUCAGACACGGAUGAUGAAGAAAUACCAUUAGAUAAGCGCAAAAAUAAAUUACAAGUUCGUAUUAAAUGGCAUGAAGGAAGAUUAACAGUUUUGAAAAAAGGAAAUUACUUACUUAAAGCACAAGUUGAUCGACUGAAGGAUGAUUUAGCAAAACAAAGAGAGGAAAGCAUAAUAUUGCAAGAAGACUUAGACUCUGUUUUAUCAGAAUUAGGUUAAAUUUAAACUA